Messenger RNA from Symbiodinium sp. CCMP2456, 2316 nucleotides. NCBI's taxonomy places the organism in Eukaryota, Dinophyceae, Suessiales, Symbiodiniaceae. The record is from the annotation of a GenBank genome assembly.
AUGCUCCCAAAGCUCGACUUGCAUGGCGCCAGAGGGCUUCAUCAGGAGCCACCAUCGAAAGCAUCCGGCAAUGAGGCCGUGAUCUCGCUGCCUCGUCUCCGGUUGCUGCGUCAGGUAGGCCAGGACAAAGACACGGGCACUGCAGGGACACUGCUGCACUCUCCGGGGCGCCGCGGUCACGCAUCCCGGAGCCCUCUUGAUUCGGAUGAGGCGCGGUCACCCUCUCCACAGAGAGCAGUGCACAACGAGGAGCCCCCGAGCUACAUGCCCCAGCACGAUGCGCAGCAGCGAGUUCGGCAUCACAUGAGGCAAAAGAGGAGGAAGGCUAAGGAAGAGGAGGACAUGCGCGUUUUGGAGGAGAAGGAGCGUGCGGACCGCGUUCAGAAGACCCUUCCGCAUGUGGAGGCCUACCGCCACGAGCUGGCGCGAAAGGCCGCAGAGUUGCACCGGCGAGAAAAGGCCGAGAAGGAGCUGGUUGCCCUGGAGCAGGAGCAGUUGAACUCCGCACGUCGGGAACGUGUCAACAGGUAUAUAAAGCCUGAGGUCAUCCAGGAGAACUUCUUGAAGUCAGAGAACGGUUCCACGCCCACCCAGUCUCUGGAGGUGCACAAGCGCGGCAGAGGGAUGGUCCGACCUGGAAGAGAGAAGGCACGGUCACCUUCUCCAGUUCGAGCCGUCCACGGCGAGGAGGAGCCUCCAAAUCAUAUGGCUCAGCAAGAUGCACAGCAGCGUGUUCGGCAUCACAUGAGACAAAAGAAGAGGAGAGCUAAGGAGGAGGAAGAAAACCGCACUCUGGAAGAGAAGGAACGAAUGGAAAGGGUUCAGAAGACCUUACCGCAUGUGGAGGCCUAUCGAAGAGAGCUGGCACGCAAAGCCGCUGAGCUGCAUCGGCGAGAGAAGGCCGAGAAGGAGAUGGUUGCCCUGGAGCAGGAGCAGUUGGCCUCUGCACGUCGGGAACGGGUCAACAGGUAUAUGACUCCUGACGUAAUCCAAGAUCAUCUCCUUAAGUCGGUGAGCGGCUCCACGCCCACACAGCCUCCGCCCGCGGAGUCUUUGCCCGCGCAGCCCACACAGCCCUCGGAGGCACACGAACCGAAACGUCCGGUCGGCUCGUCCAUCCGUCGUGCUCCCCGAGAAGAGCGCUCUGAAGAUAACAGUGAUGCUACGGCAGCACGCGCCAGGCAAAAUGUCAUGCUGUCACCGAGACGCCAAGAUGCAAGGUCGAGGAUAGCUGGUAAGACUCGGAACACAGCGGGCAGUGAUGCCAAGAAGCGAGCUGCAGGAGACGCCGAGGAUGCGGCUGCAGAUAAGUCCAAGAAGGAUGUGCAAAACGCACAACCUGAAGCUGGCGAUGCAGAAGCAUUCGCUGGUCCUCCGACAGCGACACUUGCAACAGUACCUCAGCAGCAAAAUCCGCAGGCUCAAGCCACAGACGACCGCGAGCAAAAGCAAGCGACAGAGACGAACCCAGAAGCCGCGACACAGCCCGCUGCAGGGUCGGCAGAGACAGGUGAGGUCGUCGCUGAGGGUGCCGCAACAGCAGCCCCAGCGGCAGAAGAAGCACAGGGAGAAGCAGCAGCAGCAGCAGCAGCAGCAGCAGCGACAGGAGAGGCAGGUAAGGGCAUGGAAACAGAGGGCUCUGGUGUGACGCAGGCAGCUGCGGAUUCUCCAACAGAGAGUGGAGAAAAUCCAGUUACCGCUGAUGCACCUGAACCAUCGGUUGAGCAGCCUGCCGCGCAAGAUCCAACACAGGAGGAACAAAAAGCAGAAGCAACCGACCUCGCGCAAAAGGAAGCGACAGAGACGAACCCAGAAGCCGCGACACAGCCCGCUGCAGGGUCGGCAGAGACAGGUGAGGUCGUCGCUGAGGGUGCCGCAACAGCAGCCCCAGCGGCAGAAGAAGCACAGGGAGAAGCAGCAGCAGCAGCAGCCGCAGCGACAGGAGAGGCAGGUAAGGGCAUGGAAACAGAGGGCUCUGGUGUGACGCAGGCAGCUGCGGAUUCUCCAACAGAGAGUGGAGAAAGCCCACCUGCCGCUGAUGCACCUGAACCAUCGGUUGAGCAGCCUGCCGUGCAAGAUCCAGCACAGGAGCAACAAAAAGCAGAAGAAGCAAAGCAGCCAGCCACAGAGACGGGUGAGUUAGAGGGUGCUGCAGGAGCAGACAAAGCAGCGGAAGGAGCAGCAGCAGCAGCAGCAGCAGUCGCAGAAGAGACGGGCGAGGGAAUCCAGGCAGCUGGAGUUGAAGGAGCUGAGGGCACUGGUGUCAAGUCGGAGGCGGAGGCAGCGCAGAAACCUGCGCCAGAAGCAACCGGAUGA